AUGGGGGUCAAGGGUCAAGCAAAAUGGAGUCUGGUCUCUCUGUUGCUGAACAUGUUAGUGCUGGCGGCAGGGACACAGGCGACGGCGAUCACAACCUCGGAGACAUCCCCAGGUGUGUGCACAGUCAAAGGAAGAGUCUUCACUCAGAGAAACUGGUACGGAUAUUUGGUCCAUAAAGCCUUCCAUCGGGAUUACGCCAAGAUCCAGUACCAGAUCACCUACCCAGUCAAGGAGUGCUGCGCCAACUUGCUGAUUUACUACGAUGAUCAGGUCAAGCAGCUGCGCUCAUCCAUGACCUGUGAACAGCGACUUGCUGUCUUGCCUGCUGACAAUAACCAGGUGAUCCCACUUCGAGCCACCAAUGACUCCAGUGGUUGCACCUUGUGGAAUGAAACUGGAGAAGCAUUUUAUGUUUGUCUUGGGGAGAGAAUCUUCCGGUCGUCAGUUCCCAGGACAUGGUUCUUUGCUGUGAGUCGAUGUGACCAGAGUGGACAGCUUAAUUUAAACUAUGUUUUCAACAUAACGGGUUACUAUGGCGAGUGUGAAGAUGACCCACUAGCACCAUCUUCAGGGUGGAAUUCAUAUGUUGGAUAUCUGGACAAUGAUCAGGAAUCAUCCUCUAGUGAAGAUGUCUACAAGUAUCUGUCCAUCUCCUUGGGAAUCGUAGCAGGGUUGGGACUUAUCUUAGCUGCCGUUUUCUUUGGGCUUUGGUUCAUGGGACUUAAAAAUGCAGCAAAAGGGAAAGGAAGUUCGGUAACUUCAUCUCAAGCAACAAUGACUCAAGAUGAUAUUUUCUAUGUGAAUCCAUCGUUGUCUGAGAGAGAACAAGUUGAGUACAGCCAGAGUGGGUCUGAGAAUUAUUACGAGGUGAUACCAGAACGAAGAAGCUAUGAGAGCAUCAAUGCAGGAUUGGCAAAUGGUGGGAUGCAUCUGAGGCAGUUGAGGUCGCCACAUGGUACUUUGGGUCACCACCCACACGCACACCACCAUGGUCACGGACAUGCCCAUCAUGCCCACCAUGCACAUCUGACUCAACCUAAAGAUCCCAAUAAUCUCAGGACUGUGACCUACAUGUUCGAAGACUACCCACCUCCCCCAUACCAGCCUCCCAGAAUUCUAGGGAUCCCCAAAAAUGCUUCAGGGGGUCCAAACUCUGGCCACAACCACAACACAGUCUCUCUGCCUGCCAGUCGCCAGAGGCCUACGAUAAUUCAUCAUGCUUACCAUUCCAGUCUUGUCCCUACUUCGGCUGCCUUGGGAAAUGUUGGAAUGAACCACGCAGGCCAUAGUGGGAAUGCCAUGGCAAGCAACAUCAGUUCUGCAAUGAUGAAUCUCAACAGUGACAACAAUGCCGGCAACCACAUGAUCAAAAGCAACAGCAACAACAGUGGUCUGAUGAUGACCAGCAUGGGCAACCAACAUUUUCCUACCAGUUUGGUUUCAUUUGGAGUUGGAAACAUGUCCAACGCUGGGGGUGGAAUAAACAUGACAACCUUGGGAAACCACCAGAUGUUGAGCAGUAUUAUGUCCCAUUCCUCUGCCAAUGGUCACCAGCCACUGAGUUCAAGCACUCCGCUGCCUAGUCUGGCUGCGUCUAUGAAUUCAGGAGGACUACAUAUUCAUGGCCUAUCAGAAACCAGCGCAUGA
Molecule: messenger RNA, 1647 nt
Organism: Candidula unifasciata
Lineage: Eukaryota; Metazoa; Mollusca; Gastropoda; Stylommatophora; Geomitridae
Source: the annotation of a GenBank genome assembly